Sarcophilus harrisii (Tasmanian devil) is the source of this 4219-nucleotide messenger RNA. RefSeq names its product solute carrier family 9 member C2 (putative) (gene SLC9C2). The coding region runs from base 206 to 3625 and encodes 1139 amino acids. Lineage: Eukaryota; Metazoa; Chordata; Mammalia; Dasyuromorphia; Dasyuridae. Gene Ontology annotation, cellular component: membrane. Gene Ontology annotation, molecular function: sodium:proton antiporter activity. The transcript is spliced from 28 exons. Gene Ontology annotation, biological process: proton transmembrane transport. The record is from RefSeq and is a predicted model, not a curated record.
CACCAGGCUGUGGUUAACUGACCUUGUGGAGCUGAGCCUCUCUUCUUGUGCUGUUGACCGGUCUUCACUUUGUUUCAAACCCGAGUUACUUUGGAAUCAGAAGGAAAUAUUGGUGAUCUUGGUAGAUCAAUCAGAGAAAGGGAGUAGAGUUACAGUGACUGGUUGUAUCAGAUUUCGAAUUGGGACUGGAAAAAUCGGGAGAGAAAUGAAUAAAUCCUUCAAGAGUUUUCCGAGUCCCGAUUUACUCUGUGGGAGACCAGAUAGAGAGUCCUCAUACUAUCCACAUUUUAUGCUGCUGAUAUUUUGCAUCAUUUUUGUGUCAGGAAUGUUGAGGGUUAUAUUAAAGAAUUAUGAACCAGCUAUCCUGACAAUUCUUUCUCUUUUGGGACUUGGCAUAGGACUCCUGGGCCGUGAAUUUAAACAGAUGCAACUACUUAUACACCCUCUCAUAACAACAAAUAAUUAUAUAUUCUUAAAUACUUUCAUACCGAUAAUGAUCUUUAUGGCUGCUUUAGAAAUGGAUUUUUAUAUACUCAAGCACAUGUUUUGGCAGAUCUUAAUAACUGGAGCUAUAAGCAUUGUUGUAGCUUUCUUUUUAAUUGGAUACAUUGUUAUAAAAUUCAAUCAGUACAAAUGGGAUAUUCAAUCUUCCCUACUCUUUAGUAUUACUCUUGGCAUCGCAGAUCCUCUUCAGUCCGUGAAUCCCUUGAAAAAUACGGGUGUUUCCAAAAUAUUAAUUGAUAUUAUUAGAGGAGAAUCAUUGAUCAGCUGUGGUUUCAGUAUUGUAAUUUUAGGGUCUUUUAGAAAUUUUGGAAAAUGGAAUUUACCUCUUAAAGAGUUAUACACAGUAGGAAUUAUGUGUAUAGACAUUUUGGGAAGUAUUAUAUUGGGAUACUUGAGUGCCAAAAUCUCCCAAUACAUGCUGACAGAUAUAUUUGGUGAUACAGUAACUAAUGUCAUUCUUUGCUUCUCAAUGGUUUACUUGACUUUCUAUGCUGGUGAAUAUCUGGGACUUUCAGGCAUUGUUGCUGUCAUUGUUCUCGGGAUCCUUUUAGAUUCCUUAAGCUUUAGGCCAGGGAUUGAUGUCACAAUUUCUAAGUUCUUAGUCAUGCUGUCAUUUUCAUGCCAAUCUUUCAUAUUUACUUUUAUUGGCAUUGUGAUUGGAUGUGAAGAUAUUAGGCAAUUGGAUUUUCACAGCUUCAUUUUCACCAUACUAUUAUUUAUAACAGUGAAUGUUACAAGGAUAAUAACUAUUCUGCUAGUAAGCCCUAUGCUACUACAUUCUUGUUGUGAAUUCAGUUGGAAGUGGGGAAUUGUUAUGCUCUGGUCCAGCAUUAAGGGAUCUUUCAAUUUAAUCCUGUCUCCAGAUAUCCCUAAUUUGCAUGAAGAAAAAGUACCAUUACCACAAAUGUAUCCAAUCUUUGUACUAGCUGUAUCUAUACUGAGUAUGAUAAUAAAUUCAUACAUGAUGAUUCAUACAUCGAUGACAUUAGAUCUUUGUGCUAUUUCUCUCCCAAGACAAAUGUCAAUGCAAAAUGCUAUUCUACAUAUACAAGAGGUGUUGGAUAAUGCAAUUAUAUUAUCUAAAACAGAAAACAUUUUGACAAAUAUUAUUUGGUCCACAGUAGAAGACAAAACCAAAAUUGAAUGCCCUACUGUUAUGUUAGGUGAUUUUCCUUUAGAAAAUCUUGACCUACCUCCAACAGAUGAAGUUUUAAUGGAAGAGGCCAGAUUGCAUGUAACUAUAAUACAGAUGAGUAGUUUUGAAACACAGUAUAAAGAAGGAAGCCUCUCGGAAUCUGCAGCCCGUGUAUUAAUUGGAGCAUCCAAAAGUUUUGGGACUGUCCAAGGAAAAUUCAUGAGUAUUUAUGAUGUCUCAUCUUACGUAAAGACUAGAAGCUGGCUUAUGAACCUUAAAAAAUUGUUAGUUUUUUUGACAUUUAAUAAAGACAAGAUACAUUUUCUCCCAUCUGGGAAGUCUAAAUUUAGGUGUUUUAUAUAUGAUAUUGUAUUUUCAGACGAGUUUCAAUAUACAGGAUAUAUUGUCACAUUAUUAUACAUCUAUCCCAUGACAAUACAUCUAUGGCCAGCUCUAAGAGAUUUCUAUGUGAUUGGAUUAAUAAUAGUGAACUACUAUUAUAUUUUAUUGAGCAUAAUAGAAGCAACACUAAAGAUAAUAAUUAUGAAAAAUAAAUAUUUUCAUCACAGUUGGAACCAUCUGGAAUUUUACAUUAUCAUUUUUGGACUCAUCGAUAUCAUUUUCAUACACUUAAUCAGACAGAAGCCAAGAGAUAUAGUCCUUAUUCAGUGUUCAGUAAUAUUAGGAUAUUUAAGAAUAAUAAGAUUUUUUCGUAUUUUUAAGAUGAUGCUACCAUUGCUGAUUUAUUUAACUGAGGAACAGAUCAAAAAACAUCUUAGCUUGAUGUAUUGUAUUACAAAGGGAUAUAUCCAAAGUCAAGAGGAUACAAAACUCUUAAUUAAACAGAUUUCCACUAGAGAAUCCAUAUUUCAGAAACUUUAUGAAAUUUUGGACAUGAAUAUGAAUGAUGCUGUCAAAGAGCUUGGCCUAUUAGAACAUGAGUGCCGUGAAGUUGUCAUUGCCUUAAAAACCAAACAAGCCAUCAGAAAUGUGCUGGGUAAGGCACUGAAAAAUCUCAGAUUCCUUUGGUCGAGGGGCAUAAUUGAUAAAACUGAAGGAAGCAAGAUGAACAAGCUAUUUCUUGCCAAAAUAAAAUCACUGAACAACUUUCCAAUGACAAUCCCUCCCCCUACUCCUGAGAAGUUUCUCCACAAUAUUGUUUGGCUGGAGAAUAAAGAUGUUCUCAUUGAAUUCUUUAAGGAAAAAGCCCAACUUGCAUGUUUUGACUAUGGAGAGGUCAUAUGUAAAGAGGGUGAUAUGCCGCAAGGAAUUUACUUGAUUAUUUCAGGAAUGUCAAGUCUAAAUGGCUCACUUCUUCACUUUGGAAUUCAUCCUAAGCUGAGAGAAAAAGCAAAUUUAUCCAAAACAUAUACUGAAUACAUCACGAGUGGAGAUAUAAUAGGAGAGUUGAGUUGUCUGCUUAAAAGAGAAAUGGGUUAUACAGCCACCUGUGAAACCACUUUGCAGGCCUGUUUUAUCAGCCUAGAAGACUUAUAUGAAAGUCUUGAUGUAUUCUGGUCAUUCUUAGAAGAAAAAAUGUGGCUGAACGUUGCACUCAACAUAGCAAACCAAUAUAUAAAAGCAGGCAUAAUGGGUGAGGAAUUAACAUAUCAGAAGUAUUUAGAAGAAAAUAAUGUGUACAUGGAAAAUUUAUCAAUCUAUAGUGAACUGUCUAUUUACGAUAAUACUAUGCAAUAUGUUCUCAUUGUAUUUGGAAGUGUGAAUAAUGUUGCUACGGAGGAACCAUAUUUUGCCCCCAGCUUAAUACCUCCAACAUGUUUUCAGAUUCAAGGUACAUCCGAUAUAAACAAAUUGCUGAUUGUACGAAAAGAAGAUGAUUCUUUGCAAAAUGAAUGUUUAGAGAAGGAGUGCUUUGAUUCCAGGAAACCCACAAAUGUCACCAGAAAUUUGGCGAGUCAGAGCCCUUUGUUAAAAAAAAGUACAAUGCUGGGCUUGAAGUCUUUUUCAAAGAAACCUUCUUUAUAAUCGCUUAUUGCGGCUGGCUAAAGACCAUGGACCACAUUCAAAGGCUCAAAAGUUUCUCAAGAUGUUUUCGUAGAAUUUGCCUGAAAUCAAACACUGUUGUAUCUGUUUGGUCAAGAUGGAGGCAACAUGAACUGCUUCAGGAGUUGUGCUUUAAAGAUCCAGCACCAAAUAUGAACUAUAAAUAGAAUUCUAUAAGGUAACGAAUUCUAGCAAUCCAGUCAGCAUUUAUAUUAAAUGAAACUUGAGUGUUAUCAAAUGAGGUGUACCUACUAGAAAGAUAACAGCUGUGGCAGAAUGUCAUAAUCAAAUUUAGUUAAUAAUAUUAUUUAGUAAUGAGAAGGGGCUAAGACAUUGAAUGCUGGACUCACUGUUGUCAAUAUCUUCAUUUUCUAGCAUUAGUUCCUUGUUUGUUUUUUUCUUAAUUUAGUAAAAGUAGAAGAAUGGAAUUUUUUCUAACAUUGCAUUAGCUUCUAAAUGCAAUUUUAAGGAGAUAAAUUGUUUGCAUAUUCAGGUUUUCUUUUUUUUUUUAAUAUUUUUAACAGGAACUUUAAAAAAUUUCUUGAGUAAAACCAAUUUAAAAACAGACUUGUUUAG